CCCUGCCUCUUUUGCGUUCAGCCCUGUCCGUCCCUGCGUGAUGACGUUUUGCUCGUUUGUUUGAGUCGUGAAGUGAGAGGACGUGUCUCCGACACGAAAGAGACGGUUUUGAAAUAAAAAGACACUCGGGUAAGACGACGAUGCCUGUAUUGGAAGAAUACUAAUGCGUGUAGCUGUGAAGGAAUCCCCGCUCCCCCUCCUUGUCCUGUGCUGAGCAGACCCCAGGAUCUGUAUGCAGCUGCAGCCCCAGUGAGAUGACAGAUCAGGGGAAUAAUAAUAACCAGAACCUGUCCCGGAACCCCUUCGCUGCACUCUUCAGCUCCGUCUCCGACGCCAAGGACUUCGCCUCUGUGCAGAAGCAGCCGCAGCCGCUCUCCUUGGAUGACUCCAGAGGCAGUCAGGAUGACUCUGAUAACUCUGUGUCGGAGAGCGUCGAUGAGAACGACGACUCCCUGGCGGAGAUCAGUCGCUCGUUCCGCUCGCGGCAGGAGCUCUGUGAGCAGCUCAACAUCAACCACAUGAUCCAGAGGAUCUUCCUCCUCACCCUGGACAACACUGAGGCUUACUCUCCUGGCUGUGCAGGUGACCCCAGUCUGAAGGGGGGGAAUGGGAUCCCCCCGCGCUGCGUCUACCUGGAGGAGAUGGCAUCUGACCUGGACGGACAGGACUGGCUGGACAUGGACAAUAUAGAGCAGGCUCUGUUUAACAGAAUGCUGAUGCCGGAGCCGGGGAAUCACCUCAUCAACAUGACGUCAUCGAGUGCGCUCAACCUGUCUGCGGACCGCGACGCGGGGGAGAAGCGGGCCGUGCCGUACCUCUUCUCCUGCUUCCAGAGAGCCAAGGAGGAGAUCAAGAAGGUUCCUGAGAAGCUGCUGGCCUGCGCGGUGCGGUGUAAGAACCUGAGCGUGUUGAACGCACGCACCGUCCUGCUCACCCCGGAGAUCUACGUGGGCCAGAACGUCUCCGAGCAGCUCCUCAACCUGCUGCUGGAGGCUGUCAGCGGAGGCUUGCUGGAGGAGGUGGGAGAGUUCCUGGACGAGGUCAUCGCUGCCCUGCUGGCUGACCAGGAGGUGCGGACCUUCGGGGAGGUGAUGGUGCCGCUGUUUGAGGUGAUGCUGGGACGAGUGAAGGACCUGGACCUGUGCCAGCUGCUGCUCAACUCGUACCUGGACAUCCUGGUGUACUUCAGCAAGCAGCUCGACAUCGCCAGGGUGUUUGUGGACUACAUCCAGCCCAAAGACCCCAACAACGGCCUGCAGUACCAGAAGACUCUGCUAGGGGCAGUGCUGAACAUCUCCUGCCUGCUCAAGACCCCCGGAGUGGUGGAGAGCCACGGCUACUUCCUUAACCCCUCGCGCUCCAGUCCACAGGAGACAAAGGUCCAGGAGUCCAAUAUUCACCAGUUCAUGGCGCAGUUCCAUGACAAGCUCUUCCAGAUCCUGAAGAACCUGCUCCAGCUGUCUCCGGACACGCGGCACCGGCUGCUCACCUGGCUGGGGGGCUGCCUGCACGCCAACGCCGGCCGUGCCAAGAUCUGGGCCAACCAGAUGCCGGAAAUCUUCUUCCAGAUGUACGCCUCGGACGCCUUCUUCCUGAACCUGGGCGCCGCUCUGCUCCGGCUCUGCCAGCCGUUCUGCCGCCUCCGCUCCCCCAAACUGCUGACCUUCAACCCCACCUACUGCGCCCUCAAGGAGCUGAACGAGGAGGAGAGACGGAGCAGGAACGUGCAUGUGAAAGGUUUGGAUAAAGAAACUACUUUGAUACCAGCUCCCCAGAACCAGGAGCCAGAGUUUGCCCAGUCCUACAACCUCCUGACGGAGAACCUCAUACUGACACAGUACGCCUUGCACCUGGGAUUCCACAGGCUCCAUGACCAGAUGGUGAAGAUGAACCAGUCCCUGCAUCGGCUGCAGGGAGUGUGGAGGGAGGCGCAGCAGAGCGCCAGCCCCGCCUCGGAGCAGCUGCGGGAGCAGUUUGAGCGCCUCAUGACCGUCUACCUGUCCACCAAGGCAGCCGCCACCGAGCCACACAUGCUGCAGGGCUGCCUGAACCUGCAGGUGUCCACGGCCACGGUGCUGGUGCAUUUCAGCCUGGGGGCCAGCGGGGUCGACUACACCCAGCUGACUUUCCCCUUGCCUGCCCUCGAGAACAGCCUGCUCUGCUACGUGCCAGAGUUCUUUGCUGACAGCCUGGGGGAUUUCUUCAUCUUCCUGCGGAGGUUUGCGGACGAGGUGUUGGAGUCAUCGGGCUCUUCUCUGGAGCAGAUCCUUGACUUUGUCACGGUCUUCAUGGGCAAUGUGGAGAGGCUGAAGAACCCUCACCUGCGUGCCAAGCUGGCGGAGGUGCUGGAGGCGGUGAUGCCUCACCUGGAGCAGGUGCCUGGCCCCGCCCAGUCCAGCAUGUUCCAGAGAGAGCGAGCCUUCUGCACCUACCAGCAUGCUGCACAGCUGGCUGAGGCGCUCAUCACAGUCUUCGUGGACAUUGAGUUCACAGGAGACCCUCAUCAGUUUGAGCAGAAGUUCAAUUACCGGCGGCCCAUGUACCCGAUCCUGAAAUAUAUGUGGGGGAAGGACAGCUACAGGGAGAGCAUCAAGAGCCUGGCUCGGUACGCCUCGGAGAAUCUGGAGGCCAUGAACCCACCCCUCUUUCUGCGAUUCCUCAACCUGCUCAUGAACGACGCUAUCUUCCUAUUGGAUGAAGCCAUCCAGUACCUGAGCAAGAUCAAGGUCCUGCAGAUCGAGCGGGACCGCGGGGAGUGGGACUCGCUGACUCCCGACGCUCGCAGAGAGAAGGAGUCCAGCCUCCAGAUGUUCGGGCAGCUGGCGCGAUUCCACAACAUCAUGUCGAACGAGACCAUCGGGACCCUGGCCUUCCUCACCUCAGAGAUCAAGUGUCUGUUCGCGCACCCCUUCCUGGCAGAGAGGAUCAUCUCCAUGCUCAACUAUUUCCUGCAGCACCUGGUGGGGCCCAAGAUGGGCGCGCUCAAGGUAAAGGACUUCACCGAGUUUGACUUCAAGCCCCAGCAGCUCGUCUCUGACAUCUGCACCAUCUACCUGAAUCUGGGAAACGAGGAGAAUUUCUGUUCCACGGUCCCCAAGGACGGGCGCUCCUACUCCCCCAGGCUGUUUGCGCAGAUGGUGCGCGUCCUCAAGAAGAUCAACAAGCCGGGCAACAUGAUCGUCUCCUUCAGCCAGCUGGCCGACAAGAUCAAGUCCCUGGCAGACCAGCAGCUGCAGGAUGAGGAGACGUACGCGGACGCCCCAGAUGAGUUCCUCGACCCCAUCAUGAGCACCCUGAUGCUAGACCCAGUCCUGCUGCCCUCCUCCCGGGUCACUGUGGACCGCUCCACCAUCGCCAGGCACCUGCUCAGUGACCAGACUGACCCUUUCAGCCGCAGUCCUCUCACCAUGGACCAGAUCAGAAGCAACACAGAGCUGAAGGAGAGGAUCCAGCAGUGGCUGGCGGAGCGCAAACAGAAGAGGCUGCAGACAGGGCAGAGCGCGUAGGACACUGCGACUGCAUUCAGCCCUGCUGCGUCUGUGUGUGUGUGUGUGUGUGUGUGUGUGUGUGUGUGUGUGUACAGUGUCACUGCAGAUGGGUAACGGCACACACAUGCAUAGCACUGCACACACCUGCUAUCGGCGGGAUUGUGGCCUGUCUGGUUUUGAUCUGCCUGGUCCUCAGUUGUUUUGAAGGAAUGCUUGUCGGAGGGUUAUUUCCUGAAGGGGGAGGGAAUGCCCGAUCCUCACCAUGUCCUCCAUAUGCUGAACAUUGCUGCCCCGUUCGUCUGCGUCGUGCAGAGAGCACACCCUGAUAGUCCGCAGCUGGAGCUUUUAAAGCAUUAUACAGUAAUUGCGAAUCUGCCUGGAUUGCACCAACUACUUAGGGGUAGUCUUGGGAUAGCCUCGGGUAGGUGGGUGAUGUAAUGCAGGAUGAUUUCAAAAUGCUGUAUGCAGCUCUAAAAAAAGAAUCAUCAUCUAGCAGUGGCAGGAUAUAGAUUAAUCAGAUCAACCCCCUGAGUUUUAUUGCAUCCUCUGUACAUCCACACCAUGCAAACCUGCACACCUCCACUGUUCUAUCUCACUGUAAAUACAGCUGCAAAAUAACAGUGCAGAAAAUAGCAAAAAAACUAAAACGGAAGCAAAGCACAAUGGGCUGCAUCCAGUAUGGGUUGGAUAAACAAACAAACCCCCAGGUUCAGAGAGGACCACACAGCGGUGCGUUCCUCCAGUAACACUCAAACACGCACACACGCACGCACCUACACACAAGGACCUGAACUAAACCAAUCGGCCCCACCCUGUAUAUAUGAAGAGUUGCUUACAUCAUCUCAGUUCAAGCUGCUGUGUUCACACACACAGGGAUUGGGAAUUCAGUAAAUAAUCCGGCUCUUGCUGCUUCACCCGAUGGAGUCGUUGCUGGCGCUUGCUUCCAGGACUCCCUUGUGAAUGAGAUGCAUAUCUCUGUGGGUUCAUUUGUAAAGGAGUGUUUUUUUUAAAUUGACAGCGAGGUGCAUCUGGAUUGUCUCGCAUGAUCCCAUGUUCUGGAGCUGGGACUAGAACCAUUUUCUAUUGGCGAUCAGGCUAAUUGUGCCAUCCUUUUAAAAAAAAAAAAAAAAAAAAAAAAAAGUUCUUUACUGCAACCCGACUGGUUUGUUAAAUUGGGAUUGGUAGUUAGGUGAGAUUGUUUUUUCUUAAAACUAACAGUAGAGGUUACAUUGCACACGACAUUGAUUUAUUUAUUUAACCCUCUAGUAAUAGUUUACUGGUUCUUUUUUCUUUUUCGGGUUUGCGUUUUGAAAACUGCUGUGUCUGUACACAAUGGUUUUUAUUAUUAGAAUAAUAAAAAAAAUGCCACAACAAAAAAUAUAUAUAUAAUUUAGAUAUGUUCUCGAGUGCAUGGAAAUAAUGAGAUUGAUGAAUGGGUCGGAUAAUGGCAAACCAACACUUGUUUUUAUGGUAGAGUUUCUGCUCCAGGAUGGUUGUAUACCAUUUCAAAUCUUUUUUCACUCAUUCGGCUCUUCUUUCAGGCUGGAGUAUCUAGCUGGGGUCGCUGUGGGCUCACAACCUGAAUCUAGCUGGAAGAAUAUCCAGGGGAGAGCUAAUUUAAUAGUCUAACCCGCGGUGGGUCUUAAUGCUGCUACCGUUAACUCCAUUAGCAUCCCUAAAGACUAAAGCACAUUGAAAUGAGGCUCGCGAAACAGAAAGAUUGAGGUCGGCUGUAUUAAGAUCCACCGCUCUUAAGAUUGAUUGAAUUCGAACCCAGGUUCUCAAGAAUCUGAAAACCAUUUGUUCGGUUACAGUAUGGGGCAGAGGCUGUGAUGGAGAGAAACUGGAGUGGUUUAGUUCAAGAGGGGAGAUUCAUUGAAAACGUUCAGCGAGUCAUGAAGAUUGGACUACGGGCAAGCAUCUCUACAGAACUAGAGUUCAGUGACUACUUCCCUUGCAGGUCCGAAAUCCAAAGGCACAGUUUGAACAUUAUCUUGUCAAUCCAGCAGCUCGCUGACCUGCCUGCUGCCAGAGAGCUUGUACACACCUGAUGUGUUUUAAGAGUUGCCUUUGGAGAGAAGCUGCGUGCUGCAUUUUGAGCUGUGGGUUCAUUCUGUCCUUCUCGUGUUAUUGCUUGCUGCUGCUGUUGUAUCGCGCACCAAAGUAAGCAAAGCAUAGCGUGGCAAGCAAAGGACAAUACUGACAAAAUAAGAAGCCGGUAUGACUGAUUAAGUGAAUCCACACCAACUGUUUAAAACAAUGGAAAACUGUACAAAUCUAAGAAUUGUAAAAAGUAUAACGUGUGUAUUUUUAAGAUGAUUUUAAUAAACCUGAAACCAAUCA
Messenger RNA from Acipenser ruthenus (sterlet), 5831 nucleotides. Its product is annotated as ubiquitin conjugation factor E4 A. Gene Ontology annotation, molecular function: ubiquitin-ubiquitin ligase activity. Gene Ontology annotation, cellular component: cytoplasm; nucleus; ubiquitin ligase complex. The record is from RefSeq and is a predicted model, not a curated record. The transcript has 20 exons. Bases 255 to 3506 code for a protein of 1083 amino acids. Gene Ontology annotation, biological process: protein polyubiquitination. Lineage: Eukaryota; Metazoa; Chordata; Actinopteri; Acipenseriformes; Acipenseridae.